Messenger RNA from Thyridium curvatum, 1293 nucleotides. RefSeq lists its product as uncharacterized. The transcript is spliced from 2 exons. The record is from RefSeq and is a predicted model, not a curated record. Lineage: Eukaryota; Fungi; Ascomycota; Sordariomycetes; Thyridiales; Thyridiaceae. Bases 1 to 1293 code for a protein of 430 amino acids.
AUGUCUUCUCUAGUGCAAUCCGGCAAGGCAUGCUUUGCAGCUAACGCCGGGGCGCCAUGUGUUAUUCUGCAGACUACGGGUCCCUCGAUUCCACCAGACCUGGCGCGCCGUCCUGAGAACGCAGCACACGAGACGAGCAAGAAAAUGGAGCCGCCGCACCAUUCCCCGCUGGCCGCCGAGGCCCAUCCACCGUCUCAACAGCCACAACCGCCUCUCUCAUCCCUCUCCUCGUCCUCCUCUCCGUCCUCCGACCACAAGCGAGCGCCCUCGUCCUCCGGCGCCGGCUCGGGCCUCCUCUCGCGCUUCCCGUUCAUGCGCUCCAAUCCCGACUCCCACAGAUCUCAUAACCACAGCAGCAGCAGCCGCCACGACGGCGACGACGAGCCCUCCAUGAAGGCCGCGCCAGGCUCCCUGGCCACGGCCAUGCAGCAACAGCAGCAGAAGACGCGUCGCCGGCGGGGUUCCCUUCGCAAAGUCGCCCUUCUCGGCCGUGGCGCGGCCCGGGAGAGGCGCGACUCCAAGUCCUCAGACGCCAAAAAGGUCGACAUGGCACAGAUAGACGGGUCCCCGCCGACUUCUGUCCCGGCCGCCGCCCUCGCCGACAUUGACACCCUGGGCCUUGGCAUCUCCGACAUCACACCCCGCCCGUCCAUGGACGGCUACGCGAGCCGGAGCAGCAGCAGCGCGCCGUCUCUGCCCCCGCCGCUCGUCGUGCAGCCUCUCGGCAGCUCCACCACGUCAGAAGGGUCCGACCUGCCGGCCACGAGCCCCACGAUAUCGUACUCGACGACGGAUGAGGAAGAUGCGCUACACAUGGGCGGCGCCCCGCAGUCCGAGCAGGACCAGCCGCGGCCGGGCCUGUUGUCCUCGGGCUCCGAGUCCUAUUUCGGCAACGGAGGGGCCGCCGCGGGCCGCGUGCCGCUGCAGCGCCGGCGGUCCGACCAGCGCGCCAAGUCGCCCCUCUCGCUCUCCAAUCUCGCGACCCCGAUGCCCGCCGGCUCGGACGGCGACUGGGACUACUCCGAGACGGAGUGGUGGGGGUGGGUGGUGCUCGUGGUGACAUGGCUCGUCUUCGUCGUGGGCAUGGGCAGCUGCUUCGGCGUCUGGAGCUGGGCUUGGGACGUCGGCACAACGCCGUAUGCACCACCGGAGCUCGAGGACGACCCGACACUGCCCAUCGUGGGCUACUACCCGGCCCUGAUCAUCCUGACGUGCGUGAUGGCCUGGGUGUGGGUAGUGAUUGCAUGGAUAGGAAUGAAGUACUUCCGUCACGCGAGGAUGAGCGGGGACUAG